Aricia agestis (brown argus) is the source of this 2102-nucleotide messenger RNA. RefSeq names its product UDP-glycosyltransferase UGT5-like. NCBI's taxonomy places the organism in Eukaryota, Metazoa, Arthropoda, Insecta, Lepidoptera, Lycaenidae. The coding region runs from base 560 to 2086 and encodes 508 amino acids. Gene Ontology annotation, molecular function: UDP-glycosyltransferase activity. The transcript is spliced from 4 exons. The record is from RefSeq and is a predicted model, not a curated record.
AUGAUAAGUACUAUUUUUAUGUAUUACUCAUUCAGUAAUUAAGAAAAACCAAAAUAUUAUGUUUGUCCAAUUACCUAAACCUAUCUUUUCAAAGGUGCAAUUAUGUUAGUACUAUGUGAGUAGAGUCUGGCUAGCGAAAGAUGAGACUGGAAAAAGGCGGCAAAUUCUCUCUCAGACUCUAGCAGCGAAGAUAUCAAAUGGAACGUGUACUGUGUAGCCAACUAGCGACAUAUGACUUGCUAGUAAGCGCUGACCCAUAAAACUAAUAAACAUUUUAGGUCAAGGAGACUAACAGUUAGCUCUGUAGAUAAGCAGUAAAUAAAACUCGGAUGAAAUAGCAUAAUAUUUUGGUGGUUUCACUUGGAAGUCUAGCCGUUUCAAAGUCUACAAAAUUCCUUACAAUUUGAAUAGUAAUUACAACUAUAUUUUAACUCGUUUACAUAACAAAAAUCAGUAUCAUAACAUGAACUGAGUACUCGCUCCUGACACAAACAGUUAUAACGUACAGUAAGAUCAAUGUCCAGUGUGUUUAGUGGCUAGCGGCUGAUAAGUUGUGAAGAUGAAGCUAUUAUAUUUGUUUUUAUGUUUAUCUGUCGUUACUUGUGAAAGAACGAAAUCUCUGAAUAUUUUAACGAUAUUCCCGUUCCAGGGAAAGAGUCAUAGUAUCGUGUUGAAUACCUUAACUGAAGCUUUAGUGCAGCGAGGACACAACGUGACUGAUGUCUCAUUUUUCAAAAUCAACAAGAACCUGAAGAAUUAUCACCACAUAAACCUAGCUGGGACCAUCAAGAUUUUGGAGGAUGACUUCCUGAUGCAGAGGAAUUACCUGACUAUUUUGCAGAUUCUGAAUUUCGUCGUGUCAUCUGGCAACGACAACUGCAAGAUACUGCUGGAGAAUAAAGAAGUACAGAGCCUGCUGAAGAGGAAAGAAAAAUUUGAUGUGGUCGUUGUGGAGCAGUUUAAUACAGACUGUCCCCUAGCUUUGGCAUACAAACUAGGAGCGCCCGUUGUUUCCAUGUCUACUACUAUCAUAAUGCCUUGGCAUUUCCAGAUACUUGGUGCACCAUACAAUCCCUCUUUCGCACGAAUGACAUUCUUAGACGGUGAUACCAAACCUUCGUUGUAUCAGAGAAUUGAACGCACUGUAUUCUACGCUAUAUGUCAAUUCUGGUAUAAGCUUGGACAGAAGACAGACGAACAGACACUUAAAAAAUAUUUCGAUGAUAUACCACCGUUGCACGAACUGGCAAAGGAUAUAAAGUUUUUCCUCACAUACUCAAGCCUGAUGUUGUUUGGGACGAAUCUCAUUCCGACAAAUGUGAUAGAAGUUGGCGGCUUUCAUGUGACCAAGCCAGAACCUUUACCUGACAAACUGCUGCAAUUUAUAGAAGAAUCAGAGCAUGGCGUCAUUUACGUUAGCUUUGGCUCGAUUAUAAAGUCUUCAGUAUCAGACUCUGACAAGAUCGAGAAAAUAGUUGGCGCACUCUCAAAACUACCCCAAAGAAUUAUCUGGAAAUGGGAAGAUCAUAAGCCUCCUGGCAACUUGGACAAAAUUUAUGUAUCAAAAUGGCUCCCUCAAAAAGACAUACUGGCUCAUCCAAAAGUCCUCGCAUUUUUAUCACACUGUGGUCUUGUAAGUACAACAGAAGCAGUCACUUUUGGAGUUCCGAUUGUUGGAAUGCCAAUAUUCGGUGACCAACCCACCAACGCAGCUGCCAUCGAAGAAAAAGGGUUCGGUGUCAGAGUUCAACUAUCUGAAUUGACCUCGGAACAUCUCUUAGAGAAGUUCAAAACUGUUCUAGACCCUCAUUUCAGGGCAAAGGUUAAGUCAUUGUCAAAAUCAUGGCAAGAUCGACCAAUGAAACCGAUGGAGACGGCAAUAUUUUGGACGGAGUUCGCAGCGAGACAUCCAAAUCAUACUUUUAGGGCACCAGCAGCUGAUGUGCCUCUUUACCAGUACCUCAAUCUAGAUAUCUUGCUGGUUUUUAUUGUUUUUGCUUUUACUGUCUUUCUUGGUUUCAAAUAUUUAAUAUCUGUUGUAUUCAUAAAUGUUGCAAGAAACUCUAAUAAAGCCAAGAAACAAUAAAAUUUUAAGAAUAAUU